UGAACACGAAUCUGCCCCUGAUGUCAAAUUCAACUCUGUUGCACCACUUCCCUUGGGUGACGAAACUUCACACAAUUUUUGUUCUAAUAAAAGCAUGGAGGGAGCCAUUAAAACGCAAGUGAAUCAUGCUUGUGUUCCUAGUGCUCCCCCAUUGUUACUCGAAUCUUCUUUGGAGAUUAAUGAACAUGUUGUGGAGCAAAGUCCAAGUCGUGGUGCACAUGAAACAACUCACACACCAAGUUUGACUGCUCCCCUAAACACUAGUGUUUCAAGAACAGAAAUAAGUGUCUAUUCAGGCAGUGGUACAGUGAUCGAUACUAAUGAAAUUUCUCAGUCACCCAAAUUUCCAAUCAGGACUCAUGGUGGUGUGGAAGUAAAUGCACAUCCAGUUCCUUCACUGGUUCACCUGUCAGUAUGUAAUGCAAGAGAGCAGGGUACAUGGGGUGCUGUAAUUUCUUAUGAAGCAUGUGUUAGGCUCUGCCUUCAUGCAUGGGCUAACCACUAUUCCACUGAAGUUCACUGUUUCCUUGAGAAUGAAUGUGCACUGUUGCGUGAGGCAUUUGGUCUACAGAAUGUAUUAUUACAAUCAGAAGCUGAACUUUUGGCAAAAGGGUCUUCAAAGCUCUCAAGUGAGUCAGCUGCUCCAAAUCCUGUGAAAACUUCUGGCAAAAUAAAAUUGCAAGUUCGUAAAGUAAUAAUGGGUUUGGAUGAACCACCUGCCAGCUGCAGUUUUUCAUCUCUAAAAGAACCAAAGAUUAACAAAGACUCAAUUGGUAGACACAUCUCCAAUUUAAGGUCCAGUUUAUAUCCCUGGUUAAAAUCUGUAUGGAAGAAUUAUUUACCACCACGUGCCCCUGCAAAAUGUUCCUGCCGUCAGAGUUUGGAUUAUGUACAGACUAGAGCUAAACGUAUUAAAAAGGUACCCCGGCUCCUUAAAGAUGCGAGAAGUACUUUGUGCAAUCCAUCCUCAUCAUCACAUGAAACAUAUUCUUGCUUCUUGAGAUUGAGAAGCUCACCUGAAGAGGAUGCAGUCCGAAUGCAACCAGGAUCCAGCGAAGCCCAUUUCUUUUUUCCAGAUAGCCUUGGUGAUGAUUUAAUCAUAGCAGUUCAAGAUUCAAAAGGAAAGCAUUGUGGUCAUGCCCGAGCUCAAGUGUCUGCCAUAGCUGAUAAGCCAGGUGACAAGUUACGAUGGUGUCCUAUAUAUACCGAUCUAGAGCUUGAACCUGUUGGCAGAAUUCAGUUGUGCAUGGAGUAUUCCACAAAUCCAGAUGAAAAUCAUCAUCUUAAGUUUGGCUCCAUUGCAGAAACUGCAGCAUAUGACUAUGUCUUCGUAGCUGCAAUCAAAUUUCAACAUUUUCAGCAAAGAAGCUUCUUGAUAGAUGGCUCUUGGAAUUGGUUACUGACUGAAUUCGCAUCUUACUUUGGAGUAUCAGAGGCAUACACAAAAUUAAGACACCUUUCCUACAUUAUGGAUGUGGCAACACCGACCGAAGACUGUCUGACCAUAGUACAUGAUAUGCUAUCGGAGAUAUUGAUGAUGAAGGGAAAGAGCACAAAUCAGCUUAGUCCAUUGGAGAACCACAUGCUGGUGAAGAUUUUGGAUCAAGUAAACCAGAUUCUUGCUUUGGUUUUCGAGAAUUACAAGUCACUUGAAGAAGAUUCGCCGUCAGGGAUGAUGAAUGUUUCUAAACCUGCCAGUGGAUUGGCAGCACCAUCUUUGGGACCUGCAUUCCAGCUAUACUCCCUUCUGCAUGAUGUGUUGAGUCCCGAGGUACAAAUGAAACUCUGCAGAUAUUUUCGGGUUGCUGCAAAGAAGAGGUUAAGAGUGCACUUCAUGGAGACAGAUAAACUCAUUCUAAGCAGCAAUGAGGGAACACAGAAGGAUCCAGUCACUUCUUAUCAGAGGAUGAAUUCUCUGGUCUCGAGUAUCAGAAAUGAAAUUCUUACUGACAUAAGCAUCCAGAACCAGAACAUCCUCCCAAGUUUUGUAGACCUUCCAAAUAUUUCUUCAUCCAUAUAUAACGUUGAGCUCUGCAGUAGAUUGGGUGCUUUCCUUGUUGCAUGUCCUCCUCCAGGCUUAUCACCUCCGGUUGCAGAACUUAUUAUUGCAACAGCCGAAUUUCAAAAGGAUCUUUCCUUGUGGAACAUCGAUCCUGUAGUCGAUGGAGUUAAUGCUAAAGAAUUGUUUCACUCGCAUAUAGUUUCAUGGAUUCGAAACAAGCAUUGUACUUUGCUUGACAGGUGCAAACUAGAUAAGGAAAACUGGUCUGGUAAAGAAAAACAGAAUGAAACAACUCCUUUUAUUCAUGCUAUUUACAACCAGCUGAUGGAGACGCUCCAUGAAUAUGAGAUCAUCAGUUCUCACUUGCCGAUGUAUACAGCUGCUUUGGAGAAUGCUAUUGCAGAUGUUGAGAAGGCAGUUGCUAAAACUCUGGAAAAACGCUAUGCUAAUGUUUUAUCCCCACUGAAAGACAAUCUGAGAAACAAAAUACUAGGCAAUAAGUAUGUCAAAAAAUUAUCCAGUCAAACCAUUGAGACUUAUUAUGUCCCAGCCGAGGUAGGAAUUGUUUUCAACUCCAUGAAGUGCAUGCUAGAUGUCAUGUGGCCGAACAUAGAAGCUAAGUUUGAGUCUUGGAUGCCUUGGAUCGCUGAUGAUGGAUACACCAGGGGAGAACAUCUCAAUGAUGUAAUUGUACUCCUGAGAACCAAAUAUAGAAAUUACCGACGAGCAAUUGUGGAGAAGCUUGCAAAGAAUGCUAGAGUCCAGGCAGCAACAAAGUUGAAGAACAUUAUGCGAGACUCAAAGGAAGUGGAAUCAGAGGUCCGAAGUAGAAUGCAGCCUUUAGAGGAUCUUUUGCGAAAGGAAAUAGAUAAUCUCAGUACUGUCGCCAAUCCUACUGUGUGCGUAGAACUCUGCCAGGAAUUUUGGGACAGGACAGGACAGGAUGUCCUGCGUCUCUUGGAAUAUAGGAGGAGCAGAUCCUGGUACAAAGGCCUACGUGUCGCAGUUUCUAUCCUGGAUGACAUAUUUGGCUCGGAAAUGCAAAGACUGUGCAGGACUUCAUUGAAAGAAAAAGACAUGGCGCCACCCGAAUCAAUAAAGGAAGUACAUUCCAUUCUUGAUCAUGGUGCUACAAUUUAACAGGGAGAGAACUAAGAGACAACACAAGCAUAUAGGUUCAAUUUUUUCUAUGCACUGAAUUAAGAGACAACACGAUCAUAUAGAAGGUCAGAAGCAGGAUGAAAAAGACAACACAAACGCACAUAGUUUUCCAUGAGGGAUUCUCAGCCCGCAUGUUUUCAAUUUGAGUCAAUCUAUUGUAGGUUUAAACUGAAAAUCUAGUGUAUAGUUAAUUGAUCUUAGUAAACUAAAUGAAAUGUAUUUCUCAUUGAUCGAUGAAGGUUCAAACUCCAUACUUGUAUAAAGAUUACCAAUUACACCAACGAAAUCAACCAAGAAUUCAAUCUACAAUUUAUCUUGAUUCAACUAUCUUGGUUC
This is a messenger RNA of Rosa rugosa (rugosa rose), 3499 nucleotides long. RefSeq lists its product as uncharacterized. The coding region runs from base 95 to 3142 and encodes 1015 amino acids. Lineage: Eukaryota; Viridiplantae; Streptophyta; Magnoliopsida; Rosales; Rosaceae. The transcript is spliced from 18 exons. The record is from RefSeq and is a predicted model, not a curated record.